AUGUCUCAAUCACAGCAGGAGCACCAGCAUCCCCCCCACCCCGACGACGAGCCACAGCUCCCCCACCCCCACCCCUCCAGCAGCUCCCAGCAGCAGCAUCACCAGCCCAUAGAGCACCCCGCCGCCUCCUCCUCCUCCUCGCGGCCCUCGUCCGCUGGCUCAUCCACCAAGCGCCCCGCCCCCGAAAACGACAUCAUCUCGGAGCUUGUCCGCAAGGCCAAGGCCUCCCGGUACGCCCAGCCAGUCCGGAAGUCGGAUGAUGACGAUAUUGCAGACACGCUGGAGAGGGACCUGAGCUGUGCCAUCUGCUCGGAGGUGCUGAAUAACCCUGUGGCGUGUAUUGAUUGUUUGCAUAACUUUUGUGGAUCCUGCCUCGUCCCCUGGCUCGAGCGCAUAAACACCUGCCCGACCUGCCGGCAGGUUGUCAAAAAGAUCCGCGACAACCACAGCACCGCAGGCCUCAUCGAAACGCUCCUCACACGUUUCCCCGACAAGCGCCGGGACCCCGCCGAGCUCAAGGAGCUCGAAAAGGUCUACAAGCCCGGCCAAAAAGUCUACAUCGAAGAAGCCUCCCCCGACGACGACGACGACGACCACCACUCCGACUCCGGCUCUGACGGCGACGACGACGCCCACAUCGCCUGGCCCCCGUGCCCCUGCUGCAUCCCCGACAACCCCCACGGGCACACCUGCCCCGACGCCCUCCCCGACACGAACCCCCCGCACCGCGCCGACACCUACACCUUCCGCAACCAUGUGCACUGCCACCACUGCCCCAACACCAUCCCGACCACCUGGAAGUCCGAGUACAAAUGCGAGUCCUGCGGCCUGCUCAACUGCGGGGCACUCUUUGGCUGCGCUGUCCCCGGCGUGCUCGCCCCGCCCGCUGCACAGGUGCAGCCCAUCGGGCCGCCCAACUUAGCGUUCCACAACAACCUGACCGAGCUUUACCACUUUGAGAGCUGGCGCGGCGCGACAAACACGUCCUAUCUGCAGAUCGCGCAGAUGAUCUACGAGUGGGUUGUUGCGGGGAACGGCGGGGAGUUCCACGCGCUGAGAAGGAGCGUGGGGACCGAUGCGUAUGUGUGUAAGGGGUGUGUGGCGCCGGUGCUGCAGGAGCGGUUUAUGGCGUGGUGGUGCGCCGAGCGCGUGAGGCUCGCAUGCGCAGAAGUUGCAGCAUUGUUGUGCGGAGGUGCCGGAGGCGGAGAGGAGGGCGGGGAGGGCGAGGGGGAUCCGGUGGCGGCGGUGGGUCCCGUGGUGGAUUUGGGACCGGUGGUGGAUUUGGGACCGAUGGGGGGUUUCGGUGGUGGGGCGGGGCCGGGGGCCGCAGAUGGGGGUUUGGGUGGGAUGGGGCCGCAGUAG
Molecule: messenger RNA, 1362 nt
Organism: Morchella importuna
Lineage: Eukaryota; Fungi; Ascomycota; Pezizomycetes; Pezizales; Morchellaceae
Exons: 3
Coding region: 1-1362 (453 amino acids)
Biological process (GO): ubiquitin-dependent protein catabolic process; mitotic cell cycle checkpoint signaling; protein ubiquitination
Cellular component (GO): nucleus
Molecular function (GO): ubiquitin-protein transferase activity
Source: RefSeq, a predicted model, not a curated record